GUUCCCAUCUGAGGAAGAAAAGCAAGGGGGAUUCGGGUCCCCUUUCCUGGCCCUCGAACAAGGACAGCUGGGCCGAGGGGUGAAGGAAGAGGAAAUAGACCAUGAGGAUCCCAGCUUGAUCGGUGCUGGGAUGACUCUUUCUAUGCCUUACGGGUCAUCUCCUCUUCUUGGUGCUCUGGAACCGACACAGGAGCCAGUGGCCUUUGAGGAGGUGGCUGUGUAUUUCCGAGCGGGCGAGUGGGCUCUGCUGGGUCCUGACCAAAGAGCUUUGUACAGGGAGGUCAUGCUGGAGAAUUUCGGGCACAUGGCUACUCUGGGACUUUUCGUGUCCAAACCAAAUCUUAUCUCCUGGGUGGAAGGAGGAGAAGAGUCAUUCUUCCUGGACCCUGAAGGAAUAGAAAAGGAGAAAAACACAGAUGUUGCAGCUAUGAAUGAAAUCAAAGAAGAAAACCUCCCACAGAAGGAAGUCAUUGGACUGGAUGGAAAACCAGAGAUUCCUCUAGAGAGAUCUCAGGAAGGGAUCGUCUUGAAAGCUCAGGAUCAACAGAGUGAUGACGCAGCCAGCGAGAAGGAGGGAGGUCCGAUUUAUCAGGAAGCUUCCUCUAUGCCAGCAGAAGCUGAUGCUACCUUACAGGGAGAUUCCAAUGGAGUUGUUUCUACAAAGUCUGAACCUUUUGAUCAGAAGUACGAGAGUGAUGGGCCACCGUGGCAGCACACGGUGAACAUGUGGGGCAUCUCCAUUCAGAAAGUAGAAAGCGUGGUGGCCAAAAACAUCGGCAUUGUUCGCAUGGGAGAGGAACGACACAUGUGCCGCAAGUGUGGACAGACGUUUGAGCAUCAGUCAGGACUUAUCGUGCAUCAGAUGAUUCACACGGCAGAGAGACCCUACGAGUGUCUGGAGUGUGGGAAAAGCUUCUGCCAGAGGGAGAACCUGCUUGCGCACCAGAGAAUCCACUUAGGGGAGAGACCUUACGAGUGCCUUCAGUGUGGGAAACACUUCAGCACCCGGUCCCAUCUUAUUACGCACCAGAGAAUCCACACUGGUGAGAAGCCGUACGAAUGCCUUCACUGUGCCAAAAGCUUCAGCAACAAGUCUUCGCUCGUCACACACCAGAGAAUUCACACGGGGGAAAAGCCGUACGAAUGUCUGCAGUGUGGGAAAAGCUUUUGUCAAAGCGGGCAGCUGAUCCGCCACCAGAGAAUCCACACCGGAGAGAAACCCUACGCAUGCCCCCAGUGUGGGAAAUGUUUCUGUCAAAGGGGACAACUCAUCCGACACCAGAGAAUGCACACUGGGGAGAAACCUUACGAAUGCCUUCAGUGUGGGAAGAACUUCAGCAGGAAAUCGUAUCUUGACAUCCAUGUGAGAAUGCACACGGGAGAGAAGCCCUACGAGUGCCCUGAGUGUAGGAAAAGUUUCUGCCAGAGCGCCCAGUUGAUCCGCCACCAGAGAAUCCACACUGGGGAGAAGCGUUUUUCAUGUUCCCAUUGUGGGAAAAGCUUCUUCCAGAAGGAAACGCUGGUCAGGCAUCAGGGAACCCACGUCGAAUCGAAACCAUAUGAAUGCCCUGAAUGUAGGAAAACCUUUCCAAGGAAGGAUAAGCUUAUACGCCAUCAAAGAACCCACACAGGGGAGAAACCAUAUAAAUGCUCAGAGUGUGGCAAGAGCUUCAGCCAGCGGGGUAACCUAGCUACCCAUCGGAGCACCCACACAGGAGAGAAACCUUACAAAUGUUCAAAAUGUGGAAAAAGCUUCAGGCGAAGGGAUAACCUUGCUACCCAUCAAAGCAUCCACACAGGUGAGAAACCCUAUAAAUGCUCCAUGUGUGGAAAGAAGUUCACACACAACAGUAACCUUAGUAGCCAUCAAAGAACACACAGAGAAGAGAAACUACAUAAAUACUCAGAAUUUGGAAAGAAUUUCAGUCAGAGGGAAAACCUUGUUCCCCAUCAAAGCAGGCACAUAGGAGACAAACCAUACAAAUGCUCAGAGUGCGGGAAGACCUUUUUGCACAGCAGUACUCUUGCUGUCCAUCAAAGAACCCACACGGGAGAGAAACCCUAUAAAUGCCUCGAAUGUGGAAAGAGCUUUAGCCAGAGGGGCAACCUCGCUGCCCAUCAAAGCACCCAUACAAAAGAGAAACCGUUUACUUGCUUGGAGUGUGGAAAGCACUUCAGGGAGAGCAACCACCUUGCGAACCAUCAAAGAACCCACUCAGGAGAGAAACCCUACAAAUGCUCAGAGUGUGGAAAGAGCUUUACCCAGAGAGGUAGCCUGUCUGCCCAUCAGCGGACUCACACAGGACUGAAGCCAUAUACAUGUUCAGAGUGUGGGAAAAGUUUCAGACAGAGGGGUAACCUUGCUUCCCAUCAGAGAACACACACAGGAGAGAAGCCAUUUAAAUGCUCAGAGUGUGGAAAGACUUUCAGACACAACAGUACCCUUACUAACCAUUUAAGAACCCACACAGGGGAGAAAGCGUAUAAAUGCUCAGAGUGUGGAAAAAGUUUCAGACACAACAGUACUCUUGCUAAUCACCAAAGGACCCACACAGGGGAGAAACCGUAUAAAUGUUCAGAGUGCGGGAGGAACUUCAGUCGAAGGGAUAACCUCGCUCUGCACCAGAAAAGCCACAGUUGUUCACAGUUUACAAAUGAAGGUUGUCUUAUGUGAGGGAAAUGAUUUGCUUGAACUCUGAAAUGAGAGAAAGACUCAAAACAAUGAGGGGUGAAAUAUGGCCACUCUUGGUAACCUUUCCAUGUUCCAUAUCUUCCUCCGAUCAGAAAAGGAACAGAAAUGGGAGGCAUUUCUCUGAAAACAGUGGGAGUAUUUGUGAGGGGUUUUUUUUGCCCCCUGCUAAGUCUGUUACUAAUCUAGCACUGAAAGAGACAAGGAGGGGAAAAAUAAAGGAUGAAAAAGGAAGCAGGAGAUCUUGCCGGUAUUGAGAAAUCCAAAGAGUCUUCCCCCUUUGUAUGGAUGUUGUUUCUCAGCAUCUGAGUGGUGUCACAUUUUGCUAGGAUACCUUUUUUUUGCUUUUCAUUUUAUGAUUUACUCCAUAUUGUUUUCUCUCUUCUAUUUGGGGAAAGAAUUUUUUUUAAUGAAAUGUCCAAUUUCCAUGAUGAAAACCCCUUUUUCUAUCCUUUCUGAAGGGCCGGCCUUCUAGAUCUGGUUAUAUGGCUCAUUUUCUCAAAUGUACAAUGUUGCUCUUCGCU
Molecule: messenger RNA, 3213 nt
Organism: Pogona vitticeps (central bearded dragon)
Lineage: Eukaryota; Metazoa; Chordata; Lepidosauria; Squamata; Agamidae
Source: RefSeq, a predicted model, not a curated record